AUGAAAGAUUUGAUAAAGGAUCCACUCGUUCGAAGUCAUGGCCUACGUUUCAUGAAAGCCAUUGAGACCAUGCUAGAGAUAGAAUUUGAUUCAAAUGGUUGCAUUUUCUUAUUUAGCGCUAUUGGUAACAGACAUUGCAGCUAUGGAAUUGAAGCAGAUUACUUAGAUUAUGUUCCUCAGGCAUUUCGAUUCAUGCUGACUAAGGCCUUAGGCAAUAAUUACACUGAUAAAAUUGCAUCGGUUUGGGAUGAAAUUUUAAGCCAUAUUAUAAAAGCAAUGCAAGAUAAAGUACGAGAAGGGACGAAAUUAAAAGAAGAUAAAGAAGAAGUUGCACGCCGUAUAAGUAGCGCCUAUCUCACCGAUAAAAAAAGAGAGGACUGUAAAAGUACUACCAAUGGCAGUGAGGAUAGUCCGAAUGUGAUGUAA
Messenger RNA from Trichoplax adhaerens, 426 nucleotides. RefSeq lists its product as uncharacterized. The transcript is spliced from 2 exons. The coding region runs from base 1 to 426 and encodes 141 amino acids. NCBI's taxonomy places the organism in Eukaryota, Metazoa, Placozoa, Uniplacotomia, Trichoplacea, Trichoplacidae. The record is from RefSeq and is a predicted model, not a curated record. Gene Ontology annotation, molecular function: heme binding; oxygen binding.